AUGACAGUCAAACCACAAAUUAAAAUCAAAUUUAAUAGGUUAGUAACUGAGUGUUUUGAUAUUUCUAGACAUAUCCAAAAAAAAUAUGAAAUACCAAAUAGUUAUAUUAGUUUAAUUAGUAAAUUAACUGAACAACGAAAUGCUACAUUGAGACAACAACCAACUAAACAAUUAUUAAAUGCACUUAUAAUAUAUCUGACUAGUUUAAUUAGUAUUUAUAAAAGUGCUAAAUGGAUCGGAGUUGAGGCUAUUUGGAAGACUAAAACAAAAGAGUUUAAAAGUUCAUUAAUGAAACAUGAAUUAAUGUGUACAUUAUAUAACAUUGGAGUAACUUAUUGUGAAGAAGAAGACUAUAAAAGUUCAUUACCAUACUUUAUGACAGCAUUAGAUAUUUCAAAAAGUAUUAAUGGAAUUUUAGGACCAGAAGAAAUUGACUGCAUUUCAAGAACAAUUGCCAGUUACUCAGAAGAAAAUCCAAGAAAAGCAUUGAGCUUAUUGGGAAAAUCUGCUAAAGUAUUGAAGAGAAUUGGUUCAACCGAAAAGAUAUGGGCAAAGUUGGUUGAAACAAUAGAAAUAGGAAGAUAUUCUGUUAUUAUAGAUGAAAGUUGGAGAAAGUAUGCUGUUGACUCUUUACAUAAAUUAAUUGAGAAACCAGAUUUAAAUGAAUUUAUAAAAAUUACUCUAAAAAUGUUUUGUGGGGCAAUUGGUAAAGGAAAAGGAGAAAAUAAAGACUGGGUAUGGAAUGAAACUGAGAAUAUUCAAUGUGAACGUAUUGACAUUGAAAAUAAUGAAAGUGAAUGGAAAAUAAAAAAAGUAAAAGAAGAAGUAAAGGAAGAAAAAAAGAUUCAAGAAGAAGUUCAACUAAUUCCUAAUAAGAUAAAUUGUGGAUGGACUAUAACUUUGUUAUUAGACUUAAUUAAAGAAGAAGAAAUUUUCAACCGAGUCAAUGAGAUAGAAGAAGAAAAUAAACGUUAUGGACAAGGAAACUUAGAAAAAGAACUUAUAGAUAAAUUGGAAGCAAUAAAAAACUUAACUUAUAAAAUUCAAAGUUUAAAACAAAAAAUACAAACUCAAAGAACAGGAGUUAAUGAAAUAAGUAAUAUUGACAAAUUUAAUGAAUGGCUUAAAUGUGGAGAUCAGUCUGUUCAUGAAAAUUUUAAAAAUGAUGAGAUGAUUGACCAAAAACAAUGGGACCAAAUUGGUGUUACUAUUCAAGCUUAUGUUGCUUACCAAUCAGUUUUAGAAAUGAUAAAGGAUAUUGAAAAAACUAAACAAGAAACUGAUAAACAACGAAAAGAUGAUCAAUCUACUCAACAAUAA
Molecule: messenger RNA, 1320 nt
Organism: Entamoeba nuttalli P19
Lineage: Eukaryota; Evosea; Mastigamoebida; Endamoebidae
Exons: 1
Coding region: 1-1320 (439 amino acids)
Molecular function (GO): protein binding
Source: RefSeq, a predicted model, not a curated record